AUGACAUUUCUCAAGGGGCUAUUCAAAAAACUUAAGAAUCCAGACGAUGGAAAGAGAAAAAGUUCACUUGAUGGGAUUGAACGUGGAGUUGAUCCCUUCGAAAAAUGGGAUAUACUCAGCGAGUUAGGGGAUGGCGCAUUUGGGAAAGUCUUCAAGACUAGGAGAAAAAGCGAUGAUGUUCAAGCGGCUUUGAAAAAAGUUGAGUUUGAAUCAGAGUUGGAGCUGGAAGACUUCAUGGUCGAGAUUGAUAUUUUAACUGAUUUUAAGCAUCACAACAUACUUUCUCUCUUGGAAGUAUAUAUCUACGACAACAAACUAUGGAUGUUCUUGGAAUUAUGCGGUGGUGGAGCUCUGGAUUCUAUCAUGAAUUCUUUAGACAAGCCGCUAACUGAAUUUCAAAUCCGAUUUGUUUCCCGUGAAGUCCUUUCAGGAUUAGACUUUCUUCAUAAAAAUUUAAUCAUACACCGUGACAUGAAAGCAGGUAACAUUUUGCUUACCUCCUCCUAUGAAGUGAAGUUAGCGGACUUUGGGGUUUCUGCAAGGCUUACGAAUGAGAAGCAGAAGAGGGACACAUUCAUUGGAACUCCUUAUUGGAUGGCACCUGAAGUUGUUAUGUGUGAGGCCCUCAAGGAAAGCCCCUACAAUUGGAAGGCGGAUAUUUGGUCCCUUGGAAUUACACUCAUUGAGCUGGCUCAAAUGCGACCACCUUAUAAUGAAAUCAAUCCCACCCGUGUCCUUUUGAAGAUAACAAAAUCCGAACCACCGACACUUUCCAAGCCAAAGCUUUGGUCCACAGAAUUUAGUCAAAUCCUUUCUCGUUGCCUCCAAAAGGAUCCAAAUAAAAGACCAGAGUGUCGCGAGCUGCUUCUAGACCCGUUCGUUCAAAACGUGACAGAAGAAGAUCGGAAAUACAUACGCCUACUUCUGUGUGAGCUCAAAGCAGAUGUGGUUGACAUCGUUGAAGAACUAGAUCCCGCACAGGUGCCUGAAGAAGAACAACCGGAAGAAUCUGUGCUCGUUCUACCUGACUCAACGAAAAUUGAGAUCCCUCUGGAAAUCAUGGAUGAGGAGGACGAAGGCCUGGAAGUUGAUAUCGGGUCGAAGGAAGCCACACACGGCGAUGCGACUGAGCUAGAUUCUACCACCUUAGCCUCGAAUCCGCAACUCCUAAGUCAGGUGACAAAAGAGCUAACCGAUCAGUUAAUAGAGGAGGUGAUCACUUCCGAGACCAGGCACCCGUCGGUUCCGUCCUGUCUGUUCGAAGUCAUGCGUGACCUCAGCGACGCCCUAGACGCCGUUCCGCAGACAGACGAAAGUUCCCAUGCACCAAAUGUCGCCCAGCCUGAGUCACUUCCACCUGCAGACACACCGUUGCGCCGUCAACGCAGCGUCUACCGGACUUUGACUCGCACACGUCGCUUUGUGGUUGAUGGCAAAGAAAUCACUACAACUUCAACACGCGUUAUUCAUGCGAGCGCUGAGGAGCGAAGGUUGCGUGAUGAUGAAUUAAAUAAGCGUAAAGCUGAGCUGCGCGCCUUCCGUAUUCUGGGCAAACGGGAGGCUCUACAGACCCGGGAGAUAACCGCACGUGCGGCUCAGCUGAAAGAACAGCUCGAGAACAAAUUGAGCUCUGAAUUUUUGGCGCUCAAGAGAAGCUACGAACAGAAAUUGGAAGUUGUCGCAAGAAAUUACCGAGCACAACUGGAGAGACUCGAAAAGGAGUUUGAAGCGGACGCUAAACGUAUUCGGAUUGACUGCGUAAAAGAGCAACAGUCAUUCAAGGAUCAGUUGCGCUCCGAAUUGGAGAACUACAGCCGUGCUGAGCGCAAGGCUGUCAAACGUGAGCUGCAAGCAGAUCAUUCUUCCACUUUGGCCUUCCCAUCUUGGUCUGCUCCCAACAGUUCGUUGAUCUCACUCCGAUCAGCUACAUCAAACUCUGGGUCAGCGAUUAGCCAGAGAUUGAGCGUGUUCAAAGAGAAACAAGAUACACGUCUUAACGACCAGAUUUGUCAACUAACGACAAACUUUAACGCACGACUAAACGCCCUGAGACAAGAGGAAUUAGUGGAGAAACAAGCACUUCGAAUGAGUGAGCCUCAACCAUUUUUACUAUUUUUUACACUGUUCUUGCUGCACCUCGAUUGGAUUUACGCGCAAAAGAAGAAUGAAGACGAAAAAGAUCGCGACAAAAGGUUAAACGGAAUUGGAAGUGGGCGAGUCAUUCCGCUUAAGCAAGGUUUUCUUUACAAACGUACCUGCAAACCGUUGAAUAAGGAAUGGAAGACCAAGAAGUACGUUACACUGACAGACGAUGCUCGUCUUACCUAUCAUCCGAGUAUUCACGACUACAUGGACAACACACAUGGGAAGGAAAUCGAUCUGAGUCGGACGACAGUGAAGAUACCGGGUGUUCCUUUCCGCCAAGUCGGUGGACGCAUUACAAGCAACGGACUACUCCGAAGUAAUUUAAUCGAAAUCAGUUCAGAUAGGUCAAAUGCGGGAGGUAACAGAACUGGGUCCCCAGACCUUAUCACUGCAUUUGCCGACACUACGGCCUCUGGCACAACAGACCCAGUGGCUUCCGUCAAAAAACGACACCGUCGGGUCAAGUCGAAUCCUAAGGGCACCAAUGCUGACGGUUAUGAUUCUGAGGGUUAUGAAUUCCAGCUCAUCUCCAUGGAUCGCCAGUGGCAUUUCGAAGCCAAAGGUCCCGAGGAACGCGACGAGUGGGUGGCGCACAUAGAGCGAGCUAUCAUGACCCGAUUGCAACUGAACGAAUCCAACAAGCGCACUCGGGCUUGUGCCAGCUGUGUUGGUACGACAUGCCCCGUUACCUCUAUCUGCGGUAGCGCCCCAAACGUCGCCGGAGCCCGUUCUCUGGGUGACAGUAGCAGUCUUACUAGCGGUAUUUCAUGUACAGAUGUAAUCGAGACUACCGCUAUUGAACACUUGCUCCCGUGUAUUCGCGCCGUGGCUGGGAACGAACGUUGUGCCGACUGCGGUUCUGCUGAUCCCGACUGGGCUAGCCUAAAUCUAGGCGCAUUGGUAUGCAUCAGUUGCAGUGGCAUUCAUCGACAGUUGGGUACUCAUAUUUCACGCAUUCGCUCCCUACACCUGGACGAAUGGUCACCAGAAUCUGUCGCUGUUAUGUGUGCCAUUGGAAACACACUGGCCAAUUCCGUCUGGGAAGCGGCUGUCCCAGUUAAUGCUGGCAACCGCAAAAAACCGGACGCCUCUAGUUCACGCGAGGAAAAGGAAGUUUGGAUCCGGGCCAAAUACGAUCGUCAGGAAUUCCUUCCUCCCUUGCCUUAUCCAGACGCACCACUGCAGCAACAGUUGAUUGAUGCGAUUGCCCGCCAAGACACGCGGCAGGUUGUCCUCUGUUUGGCACUGGCUACACCGGAUACGGUUAAUGCCGCGUAUUCACGGCAAGACCCACGAGCUGCUAUACAUAUCGCGGCAACCUUGGGCAAUUUGGUUUACUUGCAACUGCUUUUGUGGUACAAUGGAGACCCAGCUGUCACAGACCACGAGGGACGCAAUGCAUAUUACUACGCCCAUUGUUCUCAGAAAUACGAUUGCGCGGAAUUUUUGCGACGAAAUGGGUGUCCAAAACAGCUACUUCCUCCCAGUUCUUCUGGCUUAAACUCCGCUGUCAUGGAGCGGUCAGCGCAGCCACCAUCACUUUCACAACAGCCGGUAUGCUCCGGCGGUCCCUAUCUGUCAAACCUUCCCAAUACGGGUAUAUCAUCCUCCACGAUAUCUAGACCUUACCACUUCUCACAUCUACAACAGCAACCGGCUCAUGUAGCUGCACCCGUAUCAUGCGUUUUGACGGGACCUCCGAGUCAGCUGUUCGCCAAUCAACAUCAUCCUUUUAUUGCUUCGAAGCUGUCACAUUCAGCUACUGCAGCGUCUCAGCCUUACACUCAAGGUAUGCUUUUCGCGUUUCUUUCGUGCGCCUUUUUCCAUUUUACUUUCGCCGGCGCGCUUCAACUUUGUUGCAUUAUUAGGUAA
This is a messenger RNA of Dicrocoelium dendriticum, 4017 nucleotides long. NCBI's taxonomy places the organism in Eukaryota, Metazoa, Platyhelminthes, Trematoda, Plagiorchiida, Dicrocoeliidae. The record is from the annotation of a GenBank genome assembly.